This is a messenger RNA of Octodon degus (degu), 10761 nucleotides long. RefSeq names its product laminin subunit alpha 3 (gene Lama3). Lineage: Eukaryota; Metazoa; Chordata; Mammalia; Rodentia; Octodontidae. Gene Ontology annotation, cellular component: basement membrane. The transcript has 74 exons. Gene Ontology annotation, biological process: regulation of cell adhesion; regulation of cell migration; axon guidance. Bases 484 to 10458 code for a protein of 3324 amino acids. The record is from RefSeq and is a predicted model, not a curated record. Gene Ontology annotation, molecular function: signaling receptor binding.
GCGUGAUAGCUCCAGUAAUUCUAGCCAGCUCCAAAAUUUUGCAGAUAGGGAAUCUAAAGGAUUUGCUCUGAGGCACUUUUCUGGCCUGGCUAACCACAACUGGUACCACUACUGCCACCCAUCCCACAAGCUCCCCAGAACAAAGUCUUUGAUGAUGUUUUGCAGGCACCUGCAGUUUCCUAGAAGUCUCUUAGGUCAGGAGUAGCUUUAAUGGCUUUGGGCUGAGGCCUCUGAGGAUCCGGAGAGGAGGAUGAACGUUCUGCCCUGGGGUGGGUGCGAAGCGUGGGCGGAGGGGCCCCGCGCGCGGGAAUCCCUGAACGCCUCUGCCUCUCCCUUCCCUGCCUGCCCACAAGCUUGCCCUGUGCCGGCGCCCGCAGAGAGGCCUCCCGCUGGCCGGGAGCUGGGCGCUAUCAGUUCCGGACGCUCCGGGCGCUGCGGCAGCUGCAGGUCCCUGAGCCGCGAGGCGGCCUCUCGCCGCGGGCUAUGCGCGUGGACAGGGGCGCGGCCCCGGCACCGCCUAUACCCGGGCUGUGCUCACUCCGUGUGCCCAGGUUCCGCUGCACCCGAGCGGAGAGCGGCGGCCCCGGACGGCGGUGCCACCCGGCCCCUCGGAGGACGCUCGGGACAGAAGUCACGCGCGGCGGGAUGGUUCCCUGCGGGGGACCGCGGCCGGUGCUGCUGCUGCUUGCGCUGCUGCUCGUGGCUCCCGCCCAGGCCAGCUUGCAGCCGCCCUUCUUCGACCUGACUAAGGUGGCGCGGAUUUGGGCCACCGCCACCUGCGGAGAGAGAGACCCGGAGAACCCGCAGCCUGAACUUUACUGCAAGUUGGUGGGGGGCCCCUCCGGCCGAGGCGACGAGCUCUGGAUCCAGGGCCAUUCCUGUGACUAUUGUAAUGCCACAGACCCUCAGAAGGCGCACCCCGCCUCCCACGCGAUCGAUGGCUCUGACCGUUGGUGGCAAAGCCCUCCUCUGUCCUCGGGCAAGGAGUUCAACAAAGUCAACCUCACCUUGGACCUGGGUCAGGUCUUCCAGGUGGCCUAUAUUGUAAUUAUAUUUGCAAAUUCUCCUCGCCCAGGACUUUGGGCCUUGGAAAGGUCUGUAGACUUCGGAAGCACCUACUCUCCAUGGCAAUAUUUUUCUUUGUCUCCUGAUGACUGCCUGACUGUGUUUGGGAAGCAGCCAAAUCGAGCUAUCAUCAGGGACAAUGAUGUGCGCUGUGUUACACACUAUUCCCGCCUCUUGCCUUUAGAAAAUGGAGAGAUUCUGGUGUCCUUGGUCAACCAUCGUCCAGGUGCAAGACCCCGUCCAGAUUCAAAAAACCUUACUUUCUCAGACACUCUGGGGGAGUUUAUCCAGGCAACGAACAUCCGCCUGCGCUUUCUCCGAACCAACACCUUGCUCGGCCAUUACACCUCCAAUGACAUGAAAGAUCCAAGUGUCACUCGGCGGUACUUCUACAGCGUGAAGGGUAUCACUGUCGGAGGCUGGUGCUUCUGCAAUGGCCACGCGGAGGAGUGCAACGCAAACAAUUCCCAGCAACGGUUCCGGUGUAAAUGCCAGCACCACACCUGUGGGGAUACAUGCAAUACCUGCUGUGCGGGGUUCAAUCAGAAGCGCUGGCGACCUGCAACGAUGCAGGAGAACAAUGAGUGUGAAGCCUGCAAUUGCAAUGGCCAUGCCACAGACUGUUACUACGAUCCAGAUGUGGAAUUCCACCGUCAGAGCACAAAUCUCCAAGGCAUCCGUGCAGGCGGAGGGGUCUGCAUCAAUUGUCAGCACAACACGUCAGGUGUGAACUGCGAGAAGUGCGAGAAGGGCUUCUACCGCCCUCACGGGAUUCCAGUUAGCGCCCCCGGCGCCUGCAUCCCUUGUUGGUGUGACCCUGUGCAUGCGGAUGGCUGUGAACAGGGCUCAGGCCGCUGUCUCUGUAAGCCCAAUUUCCAAGGAGACCACUGUGACGAGUGUGCGGUUGGAUACUCCAACUUCCCGCUUUGUUCUAGAAUUCCAGGCUUUCUUCUUUCUACUCCAAGACCAGAAGAUCCAAAACCUGGAAAACCCAAAAAAGGAUGUGACUGUAACGUACAAGGUGCUCUCUCCAGCCAAUGUGAUGACCAGGGAAGGUGCAUGUGCCACCCAAAUGUAGAGGGCCUCCGAUGUGACACCUGCAAGAGGGGCUUCUACUCUUUCCCUGCUUGUCGACGCUGCCAGUGUUCAUCUGAGGGGAGUGCUCACAUGACGUGCAACCCGAAGACUGGGUGGUGUGUGUGCACCGUGGGGGUAUCAGGACCGCGUUGUGACAGGUGCCUCUCAGGAGCCCCCGAUGUUCCCCUUUGUGCAGAUAUCAGAAAACUAAUUUGUGACCCAGAUGGAACCGACAGCAUGUCCAGCUCGGGUUGUCUCUGCAAGGUUCACGUGGAAGGUCCUGCCUGUGGCAGCUGCAAACCACUGUACUGGAAUCUGUCCCUAGAAAACCCCAGCGGGUGCUCAGAAUGCAAGUGUCAUGAGGCGGGGACAGUGAGCAGAAUCAGAGAGUGCACGCAGGAAAAUGGUGACUGUCACUGCAAAGGCCACGUGACUGGCAGGACCUGUGACACCUGCCCAGAUGGAUAUUUUGGUCUGGAAAGCCAAAAUUACUUUGGGUGUAAAGGGUGUCAGUGUCACAUUGGUGGGACCCGCAUGUGUGAUGGGUCCAGCGGGGAGUGCCAGUGCCGGGAGCACGUGGUGGGGCAGCAGUGCCUGCGGGCUGAAGAGAACUACUACUUCCCAGAUCUGCAUCAUAUGAAGUAUGAGAUCGAAGAUGGCACUGUGCCUCAUGACAAGAUCUUUCGGUUUGGGUUUGAUCCCCUGGAAUUUCCUGAGUUCAGCUGGCGAGGAUACGCCCAGAUGACCACAUUGCAGAAUGAAGUAAUGAUAAAGUUGAAUGUGGGGAAGGCAGAUCUCUCCUUAUUCCGCAUCAUUCUACGAUAUGUUAACCCUGGCCCUGAAGCAGUAUUUGGCAAUAUAGCUGUUUAUCCAUCCUCGGGAAAGGCAGAUGUUGCUCAAAAUAAAAAGAUCAUAUUCCUGCCGAGUAAGCAGCCAGCCUUUGUCACCAUCCCUGGAAAUGGUUCUGCAGACUCAUUCAUAAUCAGCCCGGGGAGAUGGGUUGCCUCGAUCAAGGCACAAGGAGUCCUGCUGGAUUUCCUGGUGCUGCUCCCCAAGGACUACUAUGAAGCGUCUGCGCUGCAGCUCCCGGUCACUGAGCCAUGUGUCAUCUCAGGACUUCCCGGUGAAAAAUGCUUGCUCUACCAGCACUUGCCGGUGAAUAACUUCUCUUGCACCCUGGCUUCUGAGGCUAGGAUCUUCGGGCUGGGUGGGGUCCAGGUUCCAGUGGCUAUGAAGAAGCUCAGCCCAGCCCACCCUCCCAUGGUGAAUCUCGGAGGAAAAGAGAUGGAACUGCACCUGAGGCUGCGCGUCCCACAGACUGCGGACUACGUGAUCAUGCUGGAGUAUGCGGCUGAGACGGACCAGCUGCUUGUGCUCCAGGUGUUCCUGAACAUCUGGCCGGAGCUGAGAAGCCGGCUGGACAUACACAGCUGCAAGUACAGGUUUCUCUGCCGGAGCAUCCUCACCAACGGCCGAGGGCGCAGCCUUGUGUAUAAGCUGUCAAAAGACACAGACAUGAGGAUCAUGGUCCAGGGAGGCAGGUUCCUUCUGGUGGUCACCUGUGUCCCUAUGGUCUACGAGACACCUCCAACGGCCUCAAUUCUGAAUAUCCCCAGUGGGAAGAUUUGUACUUCUACUGAUGUUCCAGGAUUCUUCUUGAAUUCGCCAAAGUGCCAAACGUCCAUAAGAGGGGUCUUACCACAGAGAGGCUUAUACACCUUUGUCGUCCACUUUUUUCAAGCCAAAUACCCAUCGCUUUCUCCACUUGUAUAUCUGAAUGGAAACAAGUACUUUGGUACCUUCGAGGCCUUCUUUUGCCCCAAUGUGCUCGGCUGUCAGGCCAUCAUUUAUAUCAAGGGCCAUGAAGCAUUUCCAAUGGAAGCGACUCACUUGUCCAUGCAAUUCUCAAUCACAGAUAACAUGUCCUUCGUGUUGUUCCGAAUCCUAGUGGUGCCAGCAGCGGAUUUCAAAUACCAACCAAUGCCCAAAACCUCAGUGGACAAGUCUGUUGAAUUUAUCACCAAAUGUGGAGGAAACGACUUUUAUAUCAACCCCAAGACAGCUUCUUUGUUCUGUAAGCAUUACACCAGGUCCCUGGUGGCCCUGUACCAUGACGGCGCCCUGCCUUGUGCGUGCCACCCUGCUGGGUCCAUCAGACACAGCUGUAGUUCCGACGGUGGGCAAUGCCUGUGCCAACCCAAUGUCAUCGGGCGGCAGUGCACCCACUGUGCAGCGGGCCACUAUGGAUUCCCACACUGCAGGCCGUGCAACUGUAGUGGGCGCCUCUGUGACGAGACAACGGGGGAGUGCCUGUGCCCCCCCAACACGGUGCCACCCCAGUGUCAGACCUGCGAGGAGCAUGCCUAUAACUUCCACCCUGUGGCUGGCUGUGAAAGCUGCAACUGCUCCCCGAAUGGCACCUUUGGUGCUGGGAAGUGUGACCCAGUCACCGGGCAGUGCAGUUGCAAGUUUCCCAGAAUCGUAGGGCGGUACUGUGACCACUGUACUGCUGGGUACUACAUGUUCCCCGAGUGCUGGCCCUGCAGCUGCAACCACGCUGGGACUGAGCCGGAAGUGUGUGACAAGAAAACUGAGGCUUGCUUCUGUAAGGAAAACGUGGAAGGUGCCCAGUGUGACAAGUGUCAAGAAGGGACGUUCAAUUUAGAUGCAGCCAAUCCCAAGGGCUGUACUGAUUGCUUCUGUUUUGGAGUGACUCAUCUUUGUACCAAGACCAAGAAAGUACACAAGAAGGUAAAGGAAAUGAAAGGCUGGCACCUGGAGAUCAACGUCCCCGUGAUCUACAAUGUGCUCAGCGACAGCAUGGUAGCAGACAUCCAAGAGCUGCCCUCAACAGUCCACAGUCUGUCCUGGGUUGCACCUCCAUUCUACCUGGGGGACAAGGUUACCUCCUAUGGUGGCUACCUCACUUACCAAAUCAAGUCCUUCGGCUUACCUGAGGACAUGGUUCUUCUGGAAAAGGAGCCGACUGUGCAGCUCACCGGUCAGCACAUGUCCAUCGUGCAUGAGGAGCCCGGCAGUCCGCAGCCGGACCAGGUGUACAAGGGGCGAGUGCGGCUGCUAGAGGGAAACUUCAGACAUGCCGGCAGCGGCGCCCCGGUGUCCAGGGAGGAGCUGCUGGUCCUGCUGUCCAGGCUGGAGAGGCUGAGUAUCCGAGGUCUCUACUUCACAGAGACACAGCGGCUCACCCUGAGCCUGGUAGAGCUGGAUGUGCUCCGGGAUGGAUACGGACAGCGGGCGCCCCACGUGGAGCGGUGCAAAUGUCCUCCAGGCUACACUGGGUCCUCCUGUCAGGGUUGCAGCCCUGGAUACUAUCGGAAUUACAAAGGCUUGUAUACCGGACACUGUGUUCCCUGCAAAUGCCACGGACAUUCGAACCGAUGUCAGGAUGGGUCAGGAGAAUGUAUUAACUGUCAGCACAACACUGCCGGGGAGCACUGCGAGAGCUGCAAGGAGGGUUACUAUGGGAACGCUGCCCACGGAUCCUGUCACGCCUGCCCCUGUCCCCACACAAACAGCUUUGCCACUGGCUGUGUUGUGGAUGGCGGAAAUGUGCGAUGUGUCUGCAAACCUGGGUACACAGGGACACGAUGUGAGAGGUGCGCACCAGGGUAUUUUGGGAAUCCCCAGAAGUUUGGAGGUAGCUGCCAACCAUGCAAUUGUAACGGCAAUGGCCAGUUGGGUACCUGUGACCCCCUCACUGGAGACUGCAUAAACCAAGAACCCAAAGACAGCAUUCCUGCAGAAGAAUGCGAUGAUUGUGACAGCUGUGUGAUGACCCUCCUGAAUGACCUGGCCACCAUGGGCGAAGAGCUCCACCUGGUCAAGUCUCAACUGCAGGGCUUGAGCGCCAGCCCAGCUGCCCUGGAACAGAUUCGGCACAUGGAAACCCAGGCCAAGGACUUGAGGAAUCAGUUGCUCCUCUAUCAUUCUGCUAUUUCAAAUCAUGGAUCAAAAAUGAACGGUCUGGAAGAAGAACUGAGUAAUUUGAAUCAUGAGUUUGAAACUUUGCAAGAAAAGGUGCAGAUAAAUUCCCAAAAAGCACAAACAUUAUAUAACAAUGUUGACCGGACAAUUCAGAGCACUAAAGAGCUUGACAUGAAGAUUAAAACUGUCAUCCACAAUGUGCACAUUCUCUUGAGGCAGAUCUCAGGCACAGGUGGAGGAGGAAACAACUUGCCCUCAGGUGACUUUUCCAGGGAGCUGGCCGAAGCAGAACGCAAGCUGAGGGAGCUGCGGAACCGUAACUUUGGGAAGUACCUGCAGGAAGCAGAAGCUGAGAAGAGAGAAGCGCAGCUCUUGCUGAACCGUAUAAAGAGCUGGCUAGAGACCCACACGGUGGAGAGCGACGGACUUGCUAAGAGUAUACGGGAUUCUUUAAAUCAGUACGAGGCCAAGCUCCAUGACCUGCAUGCCAUGAUCCAGGAGGCAGCUUCCCAGGCAAAGCGGGCUUCUGGCCUCAACCACGAAAAUGAGAGAGCUUUGGGAACCAUCAAGAGGCAAGUGAAAGAAAUGAGUGGCCUACAGAGUGAAUUCACCAAGUACCUGAGCAUGGCAGACUUGGCUGUGAUACGGACCAAUUCCAUGCUGGAGCUGAUGAACAAAAACUGGAAGGAAUAUGAAACAUUAGCAGGCACCUUAAAUAAAGCAAGACAAGAACUAAGUGACAGAGUGAGAGAACUCUCCAGAUCUUCCAGCCAAGCAUCCCUGGUGGCAGAUGCAGAAAAAUACGCACAGUCUUUGCAAGAGGUGGCAAAGCAGCUGGAGGAGAUAAAAAGAAAUGCCAGUGCGGAUGAGCUGGUACGCCGUGCUGUGGAUGCUGCCACUGCCUAUGAGAACAUCCUCAGUGCCAUCCAAGCAGCUGAGGAUGCAGCCAACAAAGCCUCCAGCGCAUCCGAGUCCGCCCUUGAGACCGUAAUAAAGGAAGAUCUUCCAAGAAAAGCUAAGAUCCUGAGUUCUGACAGCGAUAAAGUGUUAAAUGAAGCUAAACGAAUACAGAAGAAGUUACAGCAAGAAAUUAGUCCUGCUCUCGAUGACCUACAACAAACCUUGAAUAUUGUGAAGGUUCAGAAAGAUCUGAUAGACACCAACCUCACUUCUGUCCAUGAUGAUCUUCGUGGGAUACAGAGAGGCGACACUGACAGUACAAUCAGUGGUGUUAAGAGCAUGGUCAGAAAGGCCAAUGACGUCACAAGUGAGGUUCUGGAUGGACUCAGCCCCAUUCAGGCAGAUUUGGAAAAGAUUAAGGAUGACUAUGGGAAUGCGCAGAAGGAAGACUUCAACAAGGCUCUGACCGACGCAGACAAGUCAGUAAAGAAAUUAACUAAGAAACUGCCUGACCUUUUGAGCAAGAUUGAAAGUAUCAACCAACAACUGUUGCCCCUGGGAAACAUCUCUGACAACGUGGAUCGAAUUCGGGAGCUAAUUCAGCAGGCCAGAGAUGCUGCAAAUAAGGUUGCGGUCCCCAUGCGGUUCAAUGGGAAAUCUGGUGUUGAAGUCCGGCUGCCAAAUGACCUGGAAGAUUUGAAAGGAUACACCUCUCUCUCUUUGUUUCUCCAAAGACCUGACUCAAGAGAAAAUGGGGGCACUGAGGAUAUGUUUGUGAUGUACCUUGGAAACAAGGAUGCCUCCAGCGACUACAUCGGCAUGGCAGUUGUGGACGGCCAGCUCACCUGCGUCUACAACCUGGGCGAGCGGGUGGCUGAGCUCCAGGUGGACCAGAUCUUGACUGAGAGUGAGACGCGAGAGGCAGUUAUGGACCGGGUGAAGUUUCAGAGAAUUUAUCAGUUUGCAAGACUGAAUUACACCAAAGAAGCCACCUCUAUUAGACCCAAAGCACCCCAAUUUCAUGUCAUGGAUAGUGGAAGUAGCAACACACUUCUUAACUUGGAUCCUGAAAAUGUUGUGUUUUAUGUCGGAGGUUACCCACCUGAUUUUCAACUUCCGAGCAGGCUAAAAUUCCCUCCCUACAAAGGUUGUAUUGAAUUAGACGACCUCAAUGAAAACGUUGUGAGUUUGUACAACUUCAAAAAAACGUUCAAUCUCAACACAACUGAAGUGGAACCUUGCAGACGGAGAAAAGAAGAGUCAGACAAAAACUAUUUUGAAGGUACAGGCUACGCUCGAGUUCCAACUCAGCCAAAUGCCCCCUUCCCAACCUUCGGACAGACCAUCCAGACCACCAUGGACAGAGGUUUGCUGUUCUUUGCAGAAAACCAGGAUCACUUCAUAUCCUUAGAUAUAGAAGAUGGCAGUCUCAUGGUCCGAUACAAACUGGACUCGGAACCACCACAAGAGAAAGGAAUCAGAGGCGCCAUCAACAACGGGAAAGAUCAUUUGAUUCUAAUCAAGAUUGGAAAAGCGCAGAAACUUAUGAGAAUAAAUGUGGGUGAUCAAAAUAUCAGAAUUUCAGGGGAAAUAUUUGAUUUCAGCACAUAUUAUCUGGGUGGAAUUCCCAUUGCAAUCAGGGAAAGGUUCAAUAUUUCUACACCUGCUUUCCGAGGCUGCAUGAAAAAUCUGAAGAAGACCACCGGCGUUGUGAGGCUGAAUGAUACCGUGGGAGUGACCAAAAAGUGCUCCGAGGACUGGCAGCUUGUGCGCUCUGCCUCGUUCUCCAGAGGGGGACAGUUGAGUUUUGUUAACCUGGACCCACUGGAGCAGGGUCACUUCCAGGCCUCCUUUGGCUUUCAGACCCAUCAACCCAGCGGGGUGCUACUAAAUCAUCAGACACGGACAAGCAACCUGCAGGUCACUCUGGAGGACGGUCACAUUGAACUGAGCACCAGGGAGAGCAACAGCCCAAUUUUUAAGUCUCCUCAGACAUACAUGGAUGGUUUGCUGCAUUACGUGUCUGUAAUAAGCGACAACGCAGGCCUCCGGCUGUUCGUGGAUGACCAGCCGCUCCGAAGGAGCCAAAGGCUGCAGGGCGUUUCCAGUUCCCCACAGUCUCUCCGCCUUGGGGGGAGCUCUUUUGAGGGUUGCAUCAGCAAUAUUUUUGUCCAGAGGUCGCGGGAGAGCCCUGAAGUCUUAGAUUUUGCCAGUAAAUCUACCAAGAGAGAUGUGUCCCUGGGAGGCUGCAGCUUGAACAAACCGCCUUUCCUUAUGUUAUUUAAAGGGCCCACAAAGUUUAACAAGGCCAGGACCUUCAGUAUUGACAGAAUGCUGCAGGAUGCCCCAGCGACCUCCCCCUGGAGCAUGGAAGCAUGGCAGGAUGCAAAGCCUUGCUUGCCCCCAGCCGGGGCCCAGGCCACUCACAGAGCCCUCCAGUUUGGGGACAGCCCCACCAGCCACUUGUUGUUCAAGCUUCCCCAGGAGUUGCUGAAACCCAGAUCACUGUUUGCUGUGGACAUACAAACCACCUCCGUUGGGGGGCUGGUGUUUUACACGGGGACCAAGAACUCCUUUAUGGCUCUUUACCUGGUGAAGGGACACCUGGUCUUUGCACUGGGGGCAGAAGGGAAAAAGCUGCGGCUUAAAAGCAAAGAGACGCACAAGGAUGGGAAAUGGCACACGGUGGUGUUUGGGCAAGAUGGCGGAAGGGGGCACUUGCUGGUGGACGGGCUGCAGGCCCAGGAGGGCAGAUUGCCUGGAAAUUCCACCAGCAUCCCCAGAGCACAGGUUUACCUGGGGUGGUCUCCAUCAGGGAAGCCAAAGAACCUCCCUCAAAACAGCUUUGUGGGAUGCCUGAAGAACUUUCGAUUGGGCUUAAAAUCCUUGGAUUCCCCUUUUAGAAACUUUGGGGUGUCUCCUUGCAUGAAUGGCUCUCUGGAGAAAGGCAUUUAUUUCUCCCAAGAAGGAGGUCAUGUCAUCCUGGCUGACUCUGUUCUGUUGGAGCCGGAGCUCAAGCUCAUGUUCAGCAUUCGCCCACAAAGUCUCACUGGGCUCCUGGUCCACAUUGGAAGUCAACGGGGACAGCGCCUAAGUGUCUACAUGGAGGCAGGCAAGGUCACAGCCUCUGUGGACAGUGGGGCAGGCACGCUGUCGACAUCAGUGACACCAAAGCAGUCUCUGUGUGAUGGGCAGUGGCACUCAGUGGCAGUCACCAUCAAACAACAGAGCCUGUACCUGGAACUGGACAAGGACAGCAGCUACAUGGCCGGGCAGCUCACUUUCUCUCCCCAAGGCACCCAGGGGUUGCUGUACAUCGGCGGUGUCCCAGACAAUUUGAAGACAUUGAACCUCCCAGUGUGGAGGUCAUUUUUUGGCUGUCUAAAGAAUGUUCAAGUCAAUCACAACCCUAUUUCUGAAGCCAUGGAAGUCCAGGGCUCUGUCAGCCUGAGAGGCUGCCCUGCCCACUGACCCCAAGCUGCCACACUGUGGGAAAUUCACCUUCAGAAGCACAGAGGACCCGACACUCCUCCCUCCACAGCUCUCCAGCAAGUUUAUGGCAAAUCUAAUCUUGAAUUCUGACUGACCAUGCACAGUGACCCCUCAUUUUGGCAUCCAAUGCUACAUAUUAACUCAUACAAAAAUCUCAUUUCUUGAAGAAGGUGAACAGAUUGUUAUUCAAAUAUGCACACAAUACCUUUGAUACUAUCUGUCACUAAAAACUGUGCCUUUAAAAAACUUGUCAAAAAAUAAAAUUCUUUUAGAGCACUUUAA